Molecule: messenger RNA, 1549 nt
Organism: Trematomus bernacchii (emerald rockcod)
Lineage: Eukaryota; Metazoa; Chordata; Actinopteri; Perciformes; Nototheniidae
Product: gonadotropin-releasing hormone II receptor-like
Exons: 4
Coding region: 181-1326 (381 amino acids)
Biological process (GO): G protein-coupled receptor signaling pathway
Cellular component (GO): membrane
Molecular function (GO): peptide binding; gonadotropin-releasing hormone receptor activity
Source: RefSeq, a predicted model, not a curated record
GAUGCAGACGGGCUGAUAGGCGAGCAGAUGGAUGCGAUAAAAGCAUUUGUCAGUGAUCCCGCUCAGGAUUUGAUUUACGGUCCGAGAGGGAAAGGUGUGCGGAGGGGAGGACGCACAGCGCGCGGGACUGCUCCUCUCUGCUUCUCUGCUUCUCUGCUCAUCUGACCACUAUCCUGCAGGAUGGAAGGAAACCUUUCUCUGUGGGUCUCCACCCCCGCGGACCCUCUAGAGACCUUCUCCAUCCUCAACUCGUCUGGUCACCCCCCUCCGCCCUGGGAAGCCCCCACCUUCACGGUGGCUGCCCGCUGCCGGGUGGCAGCCACCAUGGUGCUGUUCCUGUUCGCGGCUGUCAGUAACCUGUCGGUGCUGAUCAGUGUGUGCUGGGGGCGGGGCUACCGCCUGGCGGCACACCUCCGCCCACUCAUCGCCAGCCUGGCCUCAGCUGACCUGGUGAUGACCUUCGUGGUGAUGCCGCUGGACGCCGUCUGGAAUAUAACGGUGCAGUGGUAUGCUGGGAACAUCAUGUGUAAGCUGCUGUGUUUCCUCAAGCUGUUCGCCAUGCAGGCCGCAGCCUUCAUCCUGGUGGUGGUGAGUCUGGACCGGUACCGGGCCAUCCUCCACCCUCUGGACUCUCUGGACGCCGGGCUGCGGAACAGACGCAUGCUGCUGGGGGCCUGGACCCUCAGCCUGCUGCUGGCCUCUCCACAGCUGUUUAUCUUUCGGGCCAUUAAAGCCGACGGAGUGGACUUCACUCAGUGUGUCACCCAUGGAAGCUUCCCGUAUCUGUGGCAGAAGACGGCAUACAACAUGUUUCACUUUGUGACGCUGUAUGUCUUCCCUCUGCUUGUCAUGACUUUCUGCUACACCUGCAUCCUCAUCAGAAUCAAUGGGCAAAUGCACAAGAGCAAAGAUGGAGAGCACUGCCUGAGGCGCAGCGGCACAGACAUGAUACCCAAAGCCCGGAUUAAGACCCUCAAGAUGACCGUUGUGAUCGUCAGCUCCUUCAUCAUCUGUUGGACACCGUACUACCUCCUGGGGAUCUGGUACUGGUUCCAGCCAAAGAUCAUCCAGCGCACCCCGGAGUAUGUGCACCACAUCCUGUUUGUGUUUGGCAACCUGAACACGUGCUGCGACCCGGUCAUCUACAGCUUCUACACGCCGUCCUUCCGCUCCGACCUGGCCGACGUGAUGGCCUGCUGCUGCCGUCGCCGGGGCAACAACGUCUCCCCCCGCUCUGUGGACCGUCUGUCCCACCGCAGUGGGGGGGCCGCGGUGGAGAUGGAGUCUGACCUGAGCUCCAACCAGCACAGCGGGAACCCCAGCUGACGACCCACUGAGGAACCACUCAUUGGUGCAAUAUACCCCAUCUUAGUGUCUGAUGCCCGUCCAUCAGUACGGUUUGAACAACUUGUAGCCUCUAGAACAAUAGUCUGACGCUGUGGAACUGUGAUGAGUCAGCAACAAUAGCCUGUUGUAUGUAUGCAUAUAUAUGAUGAACAGUUAUUGCAAGUAUCAAUCUAAUAUAUGCUCAAUAAACGUCUUGAUGGUU